AUGAUCUUUUCUUUGGAAGGUUUCACAUCUGUAAAAAAUAGAAUUCUAAUCCGAACAGUUUUCUUUGUGCUGUUUUGCGGGCUGGAUUUCGAACGAUCCAGAAGGACCCAGAAGCCAUACUUGGUGUCGUUGGAAAGAGGAGACUCUCAUCUUUCCAGAUCUGUCGAGAUCGCGCGAAUCGGACAUGUAACCAGGCGAGGACAUGGCGAUCCCGUCGAAGCCGUUUGUUUUGGUGAAGUCGGACUGAGGACGAGGACAUGGCGAUCCCGUCGAAGCCCGUUAACGGCUGACGAGCCAGAAGGUGGUGGAAGACCUUUCGAGCUAGGCGCUUCACUUGUUAGGUCGUUUCCUUCCUCGUACACUGGACUUUGGAACCCCGGACAGGAGAAAUGGGUUAGGGUGAGGUUCAGAAAUUACCCUUCCUCGUGUUAUCUCUCCUUAGAGAUCGACUGUGAUCUUCAAACCCAAAAACGUGGCCCUUUCCCUUUUCCAGAUCGUGAGAGAUCCUUGGCAUCUUGGUGGAAGAGUCUUGCUUUGAUUGCUCAAUGGACUGGUGAACUCUCUCAAUACGGGCUCUACAGUAGCGUCACUGUCUUUUUGGGCACUUUGGAACAAUUGGGACGUGAGGAGCAAAGAAGGACUUGGUGGAUGGAUUCAGCUCAACCGCACAAGCUUAGGAUGAAGAAGGAAGUCAGCUCGACCCAUCUACUCGACCGGCCAAGGUCCAACUCGAUCGAGCUGCAGAGUCAAUGGUCAAACCCGAAAAAUGUUGCUUCCCUUUUGACUCCCCUUUGA
Microthlaspi erraticum is the source of this 795-nucleotide messenger RNA. Lineage: Eukaryota; Viridiplantae; Streptophyta; Magnoliopsida; Brassicales; Brassicaceae. The record is from the annotation of a GenBank genome assembly.